Phaeodactylum tricornutum CCAP 1055/1 is the source of this 282-nucleotide messenger RNA. RefSeq lists its product with no specific name. Lineage: Eukaryota; Bacillariophyta; Bacillariophyceae; Surirellales; Neidiaceae. The annotation marks the transcript as partial. The record is from RefSeq and is a predicted model, not a curated record. The transcript has a single exon.
AGACCCAUGUACGAUGGUAUCAUCAACGCCUUGCAAAAACUCCAGCCCGGAGAGCUGCGGCUAGUCGACAAUUCGCAGCAACAUGCCGGUCACGCCGGAGCCAAGGGCUUGGACGGUGACGAAACCCAUUUUGACCUGUACAUUACUUCGGAUGCCUUUGACGGUCUUUCGUUGGUCAAACGCCAUAAACUCGUUUACAUGAUGCUUGGCGAAAUCAUGCCUAAAAUACACGCCUUGCAAAUAAAGGCACUCACUCUGGCUGAGGCCGACGCGAAGAAGUAA